AUGAAUACAAUACGUGCUGCAAUAACAUGUAUUUCCCAUUCUUUAGAUGGAUUAAUUCGACUUUUAUUUGAUAGAUAUGCUAAAUCGAAACCAAUUGUUGAUAUUAGUCAUCUCCUUCGUCUAUUAGAAGAAUAUGCUCGUAAUUGUCAUCUUAAAUCAACCACUCUAUUUUAUACUUCUGAUAAUAAUAAUCUAUAUAUUAUGUUACCACAAGAUGAAUCAUUAAAUAUUCUCGAAGAAUUUCUUAGUCAACCUAAUAUAGAAGAAAAAAAAAGAAUUACAAGAAGAUUAUUGAAGAAGCAAUGGGAUCUUCAUUUACUUUAA
Molecule: messenger RNA, 324 nt
Organism: Rotaria sordida
Lineage: Eukaryota; Metazoa; Rotifera; Eurotatoria; Philodinida; Philodinidae
Source: the annotation of a GenBank genome assembly